Messenger RNA from Trichoplusia ni (cabbage looper), 1285 nucleotides. RefSeq lists its product as uncharacterized. The coding region runs from base 207 to 1211 and encodes 334 amino acids. NCBI's taxonomy places the organism in Eukaryota, Metazoa, Arthropoda, Insecta, Lepidoptera, Noctuidae. The record is from RefSeq and is a predicted model, not a curated record. The transcript has 5 exons.
AUUGAUCAUCAAUGAUUGAUGAUCAAUGUCUUUGGUCUCAAAAUACUAGAUUCCCGAGCCGUAACCAAGAGACCCGAUAAAUUGACAGUUGUUCAAAUUCAGCCAGUCAAUGUCAUUGAAAAUUCUGACUUUUUUCAUUAUUUGUUAUUAUUUUGAUCGUUGAAUAAAUCGUUAAUUAAAUAAGUACUUAAUAAUUUAUAUUUAAAAUGGAUGAAGAAGCAAUAGAAACGAUAAGAGAGUCGAGCCGUAGUAUACUGGUGUUGAAUAGGCGUAAGCAUCGAGACGAAGAGGCGGAUGACCGGCGAUCAAUGAGCAAUGCCUUGCGCAUAACAACUGAUACAGUACUACACAUAUCAAAUAAAUUGAAAACAAAGGCGUCUAUAAGUUUGCCCGAGCUUCAGAUGUUAAAGAAUGCUCUGAUGGAUGAUGUCUCCAACAUAGAGACAGUGUUGCAAACUAAUGGGGCUCUCAGAGGACUGGUCAGAGAGAUGAUUGGUAAUGAGGUGAACAAGCAGUGUGCCGCUACCGGAUGCUGUUGUAACUUGGCACUAGGGGAUGCUCGAGCUGGUAUUGCCGUAGCCAAGGCAGCUGGUCCAUACCUGAUCACCGCCUUACAUAACUAUGCUACAGAAUUGGCUGUCACAAGUGCAUGGACAAUAGGCAACCUAGCUGGGUCUGGACCUAAGGCGUGCGAGUUGCUUUCAGUACAAGGUGCCAUAACGGAGCUAUGCAACCUCCUUCCUAAUGGUAAUGAAGAGAUCAGAGAAGCAGCACUCUAUGCUCUCGUGCACUUUGCUUAUCAGUUACGAGAUAGAUUGAGCUCGGAACACUUGCACGGCCUAUUCCGGAUCCUCCCUCACCUGAACGUAGCUGUGUCGUCACAGCUGCUCUUCAUCGUCUCGUGCCACGCGGAGUUCCCUCACAACUUGGUCACGGAGGACUUCGUACAUAAAAUGUUACGGUACCUCACAGUGAGUAUCGAAAAAUCACAUCCCAACGAUAAUGUCAUUUACCUCUUUAGAACCCUAGCGAAUUUUAACUCUCCAGAAGUGUGUGAUAUAGUUCUAAGUAAUUUUGUGCUAAAUAAUAAGAUCAAUGUAAUCAAAAAGUUGCUUGAUAAUGAGAAUGUCAAAGAUUCUGUACUGUGGUUCUUAGGUAAUGCUUAUAAAUGGCGUAGUAAACACGAGUUCUUCGAGAAAUUGCUUAAAUAAAUGUACUGUACUUACUUACUUUUAAGUUUUGAUAUAAUCCUGUACCUUAAAUAAAUACUUAACUAUAUAGGCAA